Fibroporia radiculosa is the source of this 684-nucleotide messenger RNA. RefSeq lists its product as uncharacterized. The record is from RefSeq and is a predicted model, not a curated record. The transcript has a single exon. Lineage: Eukaryota; Fungi; Basidiomycota; Agaricomycetes; Polyporales; Fibroporiaceae. Bases 1 to 684 code for a protein of 227 amino acids.
AUGACUGUCCUACAGAGAGUGCCAACCCCUUACCCUUCCCAUAUCCAGACGUUAGAAGAGCACUUCACAGCUGGAAUAAUAGAAAUGCUGACCCCUGUUCAUCCUAUCCUAAGCUUCCCUUCCCAAUGGGAAACCAAUAAUUCCUUGCUAGAAUUUCUUGAAGAUGGAGGCUUCAGAUACCCUAUCGGACCUUUGUCAAAUGUCACCCAUCACCCAUUCCUGAUUCUGGGUCUUUUGGAGUCUUCUAGCAAUGAUGCUGUGGUCUUAUAUCAAUUCCCUGGUCCCCUGGAAGUUCCACAGAAUACCUCAGAAGCAUCUACUGGUUCUUACCAUGCUGUCCCCAUACAAUUUUUCCCAGCAGCUUCACCAAUGAACGUCUCAUCCUCUCCAGAUCCUGACCAUCCUCCAGCCUAUUCCUCCCCACCAGAUUCCCCUAGCAUGCCUCCUCUUGCAUCUGAUGUUUUGGACAAUGGCAGUCUAAACCACGCUCCCAAUCUUCAACUGCUGGCAGAUGUUAGCGAAUACAUUACAGCAUCCAAAGGAGGUCACAGCAGCAAUCCUCAGGAAUUUAUCGUCUAUAGCGAUGUCAUGAUUCAAAGACCCACCCUUGAUGUUGCUAGGACAUGGUGUUCCAUCCCCUUUGACACUUCUACUCCCGUCCAAGAUGUUGAUCUCCUGGAAUGA